Messenger RNA from Oncorhynchus kisutch (coho salmon), 4154 nucleotides. RefSeq names its product synaptophysin-like. NCBI's taxonomy places the organism in Eukaryota, Metazoa, Chordata, Actinopteri, Salmoniformes, Salmonidae. Gene Ontology annotation, cellular component: presynaptic active zone; synaptic vesicle; synaptic vesicle membrane. The transcript has 6 exons. Bases 93 to 965 code for a protein of 290 amino acids. The record is from RefSeq and is a predicted model, not a curated record.
AUCCUUCUCCUUCCUCCACCGAGGGCGGUCGGUUCUGACGACUCCCUCUCCCCGCUCCGCAAUUCCUCAUACCAACGAGCAAGGCAGCCAAGAUGGACAUUGUGAAUCAGUUGGUUGCGGGAGGACAGUUCAGAGUCCUCAAAGUUCCCCUGGGCUUCAUCAAAGCUCUAGAAUGGAUCUUUGCCAUCUUUGCAUUCUCAACAUGUGGGAGUUACUCCGGGAUGUUCAAGAUGAGUGUGGAGUGUAAAAACAGGACCGAGAGUGACCUGAGUAUAGGGGUGGAAUUUGAGUAUCCUUUCAGGCUUCACCAAGUAUACUUUGACGCCCCGACCUGCAAGGGGGGUCCACCCGAGCGUCUCUUCCUGGUUGGUGACUACUCUUCCUCAGCAGAGUUCUUCGUCACCAUCGGUGUGUUUGCCUUCCUCUACUCCAUGGCUGCGCUCAGCGUCUAUGUCUUCGCCCUGGAGAAGUACCGGGAGAACAACAAGGGACCACUCAUCGAUUUUGGCGUGACGUGUGUGUUCACCUUCAUGUGGUUGGUCAGCUCAGCUGCGUGGGCUAAGGGCCUGUCGGAUGUCAAGGCGUCCACGGACCCUGAGAAGGUGGUGGAUCUGAUCUCAGCCUGCGACGAGGAGGGGAACCUCUGUCGUGAAGUUCACGAUCCCGUCAUGUCUGGACUCAACACCUCCGUCUGUUUUGGCUUCAUGAACCUGGUCUUGUGGGGAGGAAACCUGUGGUUCGUCUUUAAGGAGACCGGCAUCAUCGCCCCCUUCAUGCGCGCCCCUCCUCCCCAGGAGAAGCAGCCCGCCCCAGACUCGUACGGCCAGCAGGCGGGGUACGAGCAGGACCCUUACGCCAGCGCCCAGGGGGACUACAAGCCAGAAUACAACCAGCAGCAGCAGGGCUACAACCAGGAGGGCGGAGAGUAUGGACACACACCCACCUCCUUCGCCAAUCAGAUGUGAGGGGGAGGAGGAAAUAGGAAGUGUGGAGGUGGCUGACGGCUGGAGAGUCACAUUAUAUUGUUUUCACAUGGUUAUUUUAUUAUAAUUAUUUGACUUUCAUAUAUUUUAUUAGACAGCCUUACUGAUAUUAUGAGGAAUUAUUAUGAGAUGUUAUGAAGAAUAUUUUAUAUAUUAUAUUAUUAUAUAUUCAUAUAUAUAUAUAUAUAUUGAUUUAUUUUUUUACUUUAAACUGAGUUUAUUUGGUUUUCAUUUAAAGCUUUAGCAAUUACAUUCACACAGAAUGAGUUUAUUAUCGCAUAAUAUAUAUAUACUGUAUGUGAAUCCAAAUAGGAUUCUCCAUGAUUUAGUUUUGUUCACUACCUCCACGUGUUUAGUUCCACUCAGUCAGGAGCAACAGGAUGAUCAGGAGCGUUGGUGGCGUUGCAGCUCAUCUCCUUAAACUCUCAAAUUCACAAUCUGGACCUACAGGCCAGUGCCACUGCUUUUUUCUCUCUGUCCCAUUGUUCCCCUGUAAUCAGACACUGAUUUAGACCUGGGACACCAGUGGAUGCAAGUAGUUAUCAGGUAGAACAGUACCGCUGGAAACUACAGUACCCACAAUGCCACACUCCUUCCUGUGUGUCUGUUUGCACAGCGGACCUCGUAGGGUCAGAUUUAAAACACCCCUCUCUCUUAAUGUUUCCUGUCUUCUUUUCCUCUCCACAGAGAGUCAGCAGAGUGACGGGGGGAGGAGUGUGGUGCCUGGAAACUACAGUACCCACAAUGCCGCACUCCUUCCUGUGUGUCUGUUUGCGCAUCUAUCUGUGUGCUGAGUAAAUGGGGGACAGGGGGAGAGUUACCUAAACAAAAAUAAGUGAGGGAACAGGGAGGGGGAGAGAUUAGAUGUUAGUUAUUGUGGUGAAAAAAAGAGAGUACAUGUGAAUAUAAACUUGAACAUAUGAAAAAUGUUAUUAUAAAAAAUACAUCUAUUUAAAAAUGGAUUAUAAUGUUGACAAUAGUAAUAUUAGAUUGUUGAGAGAAUGUAUUCGUAUGUGCUGUAUAGAUAUCACUAUGAACAACUAUAUAGACAAACAUUUUUUAAUGUUAACUAUUCUAAUGUUCAGAUUCUGAGUUUAGUAAAUGAAUCAUUUAUAAACAAUAAUUCUCCCAAACACUAAUUCCUCCUCUGUGCAACAAUAUGUACUUUAAAAAUAGAUGUGUUUUAUACAAUUCUAUUUUAUUCAUCUGCUUGUUCUGUUGUGUCUCUUGGUUUUGUACAUCGGUUGGAUUUACAGAACAUCAAGGCAGUUUCAUUAUAUAGGCUAUCUCUCACUCUAUCUCUCACAGUGAAAUAAAUCAAACAGUAGACCAAUACCUUUCUUUCCUCAGUCUAAAGCUAUAAGAACUGUGUUGAACAUGUAAAUUCCAUGCAUCCCACUAGGAAUACAGUAAAUUCCAUGCAUCCCACUAGGAAUACAGUAAAUUCCAUGCAUCCCACUAGGAAUACAGUAAAUUCCAUGCAUCCCAGUAGGAAUACAGUAAAUUCCAUGCAUCCCACUAGGAACACAGUAAAUUCCAUGCAUCCCAGUAGGAAUACAGUAAAUUCCAUGCAUCCCAGUAGGAAUACAGUAAAUUCCAUGCAUCCCAGUAGGAAUACAGUCAAUUCCAUGCAUCCCACUAGGAACACAGUAAAUUCCAUGCAUCCCACUAGGAAUACAGUAAAUUCCAUACAUCCCAAUAGGAAUACAGUAAAUUCCAUGCAUCCCAGUAGGAAUACAGUAAAUUCCAUGCAUCCCACUAGGAAUACAGUAAAUUCCAUGCAUCCCAGUAGGAAUACAGUAAAUUCCAUUCAUCCCAGCAGGAAUACAGUAAAUUCCAUGCAUCCCACUAGGAAUACAGUAAAUUCCAUACAUCCCACUAGGAAUGCAGUAAAUUCCAUGCAUCCCAGUAGGAUUACAGUAAAUUCCAUGCAUCCCAGUAGGAAUACAGUCAUUUCCAUGCAUCCCAGUAGGAAUACAGUCAAUUCCAUGCAUCCCAGUAGGAAUACAAUAAAUUGCAUGCAUCCCAGUAGGAAUACAGUCAAUUCCAUGCAUCCCAGUAGGAAUACAGUAAAAAUCCAUGCAUCUCAGUAGGAAUACAGUAAAUUCCAUGCAUCCCAGUAGGAAUACAGUAAAUUCCAUGCAUCCCAGUAGGAAUACAGUAAAUUCCAUGCAUCCCAGUAGGAAUACAGUAAAUUCCAUGCAUCCCAGUAGGAAUACAGUAAAUUCCAUGCAUCCCAGUAGGAAUACAGUAAAUUCCAUGCAUCCCAGUAGGAAUACAGUAAAUUCCAUGCAUCCCAGUAGGAAUACAGUAAAUUCCAUGCAUCCCAGUAGGAAUACAGUAAAUUCCAUGCAUCCCAGUAGGAAUACAGUAUGAGCUACUAGAGAAGCAUGGUUGAAUGUUCCGUCUAGUACUAUGCCCCUCCUGUUAAAUUGGUAUUUUAUGCAAGUUGGUUGGUUAUGAGUGUGACCCAGACUGAGAUAAUCAGCUGUGCGUUGAGAUGACGUUUGGGCAGAUGGCUAUGUUAAUUUCUAUCCCAUAGCAAUACAGUACACCUCUCUCUCUCUCUCUCUCUCUCUCUCUCUCUCUCUCUCUCUCUCUCUCUCUCUCUCUCUCUCUCUCUCUCCCUCCCCUCUCUCCCUCCCCCCUCUCUCCCUCCCUCUCUCUCCCCCUCUCUCUCUCCCCCCUCUCUCUCUCUCUCUCUCUCUCUCGCUGUCUCUCUCUCUCCCUCACCCUCUCUCCAUCUCCCCAUCUCUCUCUCUCUCUCUCUCUCUCCCUCCCCCUCUCUCCCCCUCUCUCCCUCCCUCUCUCUCCCCCUCUCUCCCUCCCUCUCUCUCCCCCUCUCUCUCUCCCCCUCUCCCUUUCUCUCUCUCUCCCUCUCUCUUUAUCUUUCUCUCUCUCUCACAAUGCUCUGCCCCAAGUAACUGUCUAUUUUCUUAAAUAUGUUAUUCUGACACUCUGUUGUUGGUGUUUGUGUUGUGUCCUGUGUUACUCUCAAUGCCUUUUGGGUUGUGCUGUAUUUCUUGUAUAUUAUAUAUAUUUAGCGUCGGUGAUGAUGAUGAUGAUGAUGAUGAUGAAGAUGACUAUGGAGAAAACAACAGGUAAUCAUCAAAUGUUGUUGUUUUCUUCUAUGGAAUCAAACUUUCAAUAAAGAGGCUGUUGUCAUGGGAA